UGUUUCACACUUUCUCCUUCUUUUUCUCUCCUCUUUCUAUUUAUAAUUAUCAUGAUAGACCUGCCUCUAUCCUCUCCCAUAUUACAUUCUCUCCCAACCCUCGUACCUAUAUUAAUCACCAACCUAAAUAUACAAUUUACUCCCUUCCCCAUUUUUCUCCAGAUGUAAA
Candidula unifasciata is the source of this 169-nucleotide messenger RNA. NCBI's taxonomy places the organism in Eukaryota, Metazoa, Mollusca, Gastropoda, Stylommatophora, Geomitridae. The record is from the annotation of a GenBank genome assembly.